GCAGGAGGAGAAGAUGCGGAGGGAAGUUUAGUUCAGCAGCUUUUAUUUUUGUAUAGAUUGAUUUUUCAUCAUUUCAGGCGCGUGCUGUGCUCCGUUCGGCUCAGCAGGGCGGAAUAAUAAUUAUAAUAAUAAUAAUAAUAAUAACCGGGUCCGGGAAUGGCUGAGCCUUUGCUGAAGAGGACUUUAUCCAGACUCCGGGGGAAGGACAGAUCCCGGCGCAAAACCGAGCCCAGACUCAGCGAUGGACCGAGGAAGCCUGAGCUCGUCCACAGCUCUUCAUCGUCCUCGGUGACUGAAAUGGAAGAGGAUUUGACAAGACACCCCCACAUCACAGUGUCCAAAAAACAGAGCUGGGCCAAACUCUCGUCCAUCUCCCGGGACGUCGAACCGCUUUCGAGGCUGAGCUCGGUGUCUCAGGAGCGCGAAAGCUGCCCAGGCAAGACCAAGACUUCCAAGCAAACCUCUAUCAGGGAGAAUGGGUUCGAGGGGAAAUGGAAAGAUCUAUAUAAAGACGGAACCUUCUCCAGAGCUUACCAGAAGUCUGACAUGGUGGACAGUGCUGACAUGGCCAACGCAGGUCUUCCAGAGUUAGUAACGCCUCCAGUCACAGAGUACUGCACUUCUUUGGGCAUGGGUAAGUUCUCUGGGCAGGGAGUGUACCUUCAGCACCUGGAGAGGAGUAGCCGAGCUUGGGUGCUGUCCUCGGGAAAGACCCAGGCUCCGGAUGAGGCCUAUACAGCCUGUUUCACAGAGCGAAGGCAUGUGACUGAGAGUGAGAGCAACAUUUGGUACAACCCAAUCCCGGAGGAAGAGGACGCUCGGGCCAGCGGAGAGAAGCUGAAGGAGAGGGAGACAGGGAGGGAGAAGGAUGUACUCGAAGAUCCAUGGAGAAGGAGAGACGUGGAAGGAGCAUCAGAGGAGCGCAGAGAUGUUCCUCAACAACCGUGUCACCUUGAUGCUCAUUAUCUGGGGGUCGGUAGUGGCGGUGCUAGCAGUGUUAGUGAAGGUCCUAGCGGUUCAGCAAGUUCCUCUGGAGGUCCUGGGGCACAAACGAAAAUCUCAGGAGGAAUCACAAGCAGCAGCAGCAGCAUGAUGGAGAAGAUUAAAUCUCCCGGUACAGUACGGCGUCUCUCUAUGAAGAUGCGCAAGCUCCCAGAACUGCGCCGUAGGCUCAGUCUGCGCUCGUCACGGAACCAGCGGCACGUUCAAGGACAAGGGGCUGGCAGUGACGCACCAGGGGGCACCGACGAGGCCUCGCCAUCCAACGCACGUAAAGAAUCUUCCAACAACGUCAUCAGCAGGUACCAUCUGGACACCAGCGCUCCCGCCAGACCGAGGCGUCGAUCAUCACGCAUGCGUUCUGCUAGCAAAGGUGGUUAUCUUAGUGACGGCGACUCCCCUGAGCUUCUGUCCAAACAGGAUCCGAGUCAGGGUUUGACCGAGGCGUCUCAAGAGGCACAGGAGUCAGCACAAGCUCCUCCACAUCACGGGUGGCAGGAUGCAGUCGGGUCAUUCCGGCAGUACUCGCUAGCCGAACAGCCGAGGUGUGCCCAGAGAGUGUCGGGCCUCCUCACGGUGCAUCUGCUCGGUGUCGCAGAACUCGUGCGAUCUCGCACUGCUAAAGACGUCUUCUGUGCCAUCCAGGUGGAUGGAGUGACGCGAGCCCGCACCGCUUUGCUUACCUGCCAAGAGACGUCGCUCCCACUAAACCACACCUUUAACCUGGAGCUGGAGCGGGCACGCAUGCUGAAGCUGAUUGUUCUCACCCCGAGUAACGUCUUGGACGGAUCCACAGGCCCCGGUGUUCAAACACGCAACCGGGUAUGCUGCCUCGGUGCUGUAGCAAUCCCCCCUCUGUUUAAAGCCUCCCGGACUCAGCAGCUGUGUGUGAAGCUGGAGCCGAGGGGUUUGCUGUAUGUGAAGCUGACCCUGUUGGAGCAGUGGGCGGCGCCGACGCCCCGCCUCAGCGAGCUGCCUCCCCCCUCCGUGUUUGCCGUAGAGCUGCGCCACCUGGUGGAGAAAGAGGCCUGCGUUCCCAAAGUGCCUCUCAUCAUACAGAAAUGUGUGGCUGAGAUUGAAAAACGGGGACUCAAGGUUGUGGGUCUGUAUCGUCUCUGUGGCUCUGCGGCUGUUAAGAAGGAGCUACGUGAUGCGUUUGAGAAGGACAGUGCGGCUGUCGCACUUGAUGAAGAGCUGUACCCUGACAUCAAUGUCAUUACAGGUAUUCUGAAGGAUUAUCUGCGUGAGCUGCCAUCACCGCUCAUCACACGGACUCUGUACGAGGUGGUCCUGGAGGCCAUGUGUGUGAGACCAGCGAGCAGGAAUGACGACACACACAGAUCACACAACACCGUCACCCUGCUGCAGUGUUUACCUGAACCAGAGCGGGCCACACUCUCUCUCCUGUUGGAUCAUCUGAGUCUGGUGGCCUCCUUCAGCGACUGUAAUCUGAUGACAUGUCAGAACCUUGCUGUGUGUUUCGGUCCUGUUCUGCUCACUCCAACGCAGGACUCCUGGAAAGGGGCGGGGCCUGCCAUUUUCCCAUCAGCCCCUGCAGGACCCGGAAGCAGCCUGGCAGGAAGAAGCUUCACACAGCAGAGCAUGGAGAUGGCCAGCGCUGUGGACUUCAAGCGGCACAUCGAGGCUCUGCACUAUCUGCUGCAGCUCUGGCCGAUUCCAACAGGAAGAGGGACGGAUCAAACACCCUACCGUUCAGAGGAUGAAGAGGCUCCUCCUCCUUCCUCCCAGAAUUCCCUGCAGCGUUAUCCUCAUCGCCCAUCAUUACGCGUGGAGCUGCCGUUACCACAGGACGUAGCGGUGGUGUCACGCAGGGGGCGGGGCCGUCUGGAAAGCCCACCCUGUAAUCGCUAUGCUGGCGACUGGAGCGUGUGUGGGCGGGACUUCCUGACCAACGACGAUGCUGAUUACGACGAGGUGGCAGGCAGCGAGAGCGACGAGGAAGAGGAGAAGAAGAAGGACUGGGCGUACACGGACGAUUUUGCGCUGGACUUUGACGCGCCGUUUACAUGCAGACUGAGUCUGAAAGACUUUGAUAAUCUAAUUUCAGAUCUGGAGCGUGAACUCGCCAAACAGAUCAACAUCUGCCUCUGAGCACCGCCUCCAUCUAAACCCUGCGUCUGCACUGCAUUGAAGUCAUUCAACAGGAAAUGGAGUUAAAUAUGCGCCAUAUAGAAAGCAACAGUUAGCUCAGACGGUGUUGAUCAGCCAAGACAUGAUGUGCCUCGAAACAUGGAGUGCGCUUAUUUUUUAAAUUUUUUAAAACGAUUGGCUUCAGUUUAGUGCUGUGACAAAUCGUCAAACCAAAUCAAAAAGCUCACAUUGCAAUAAUCUCAGACACGUAUGCUUUUUUUUUUUGACACUUUACAGCACACUGAGGUCCUUUUCGUCAAUUUUUAAAGACAGCACAGAGCUAAAAACGGUCGUCGCAGCAGCCAUCUUGAAAUCCUUCUUCAGCACAUAAUUUGGUAUCAACAAAACCAUUAGACCCUACCAAAAAAAAUGGAAGACUUAAUGCUACUUUUGGAUGACUUGGAUGAUAAGCUGCAUUUUUGUUGUUUUUUUUGAACAUUUUAUGAAAUUUGAAUAUUAUCAAGGCAAACAUUUGAAAUAAUAUUGGCUUCCUUUUUUUUUUUGGUGGUAUGUCAGAUAUAUUCCAUUCAGCUAGCAUGAUAUUGAACGAGUUGAAGAUGAGUAGCUGAAUGGAAUAUAUCUGAUAUACCAGAAAAAAAGCCAGCCAGUAUUAUUAUUAUUAUUAUUAUUAUUAUACAUUCCUUUCGGGCGUUCAACACGUCUUUUCUCUUUCAAAAUUCUCUCAGAAUCUUCCGUAUUUAACAAACCAAACCUGGUGGCCAUUUUGUUUAUAAAUUGUCCCAGUCGCUCCCUCGCUAGUGCGGAAGUUUUACGUCUCUGUUGUGUGACGUCAUGUCUUGACAACCAUGCAAUAUCGUAAACCAUAUUCAACCCUCAUUCUCCAUUGGGUAGAGUGACGUAAUAUACAGUACGUAGGAUAAGCAAUAUGCUAACAAUAUUGCAUGCUAUCAAACCAAAAAUGAAUGAAAGCCGGCAGAAGGGAAUAGAACACAUUUUUAUUCCGUCAAAAAAAGUGUCCUGUAUGUGUAAUAAUUAGGCAUGCAGUCUGCACAGUGCUAAACUGGAGGCUGUAAGUUUCCUGUUCCAGAAGAGAAAAGAAAGCAAGCUUCAGACACAUUUUCAUGUCUUGGCUGAUUGGAGCAAGUACAUAAUUAAAGACCUGUUGCUGGAAAAGUGCACCGUAGAACGUACAGGCGUUCACGUGGGCGGUUUAAUGAUGAACGUUGACGACAAGCAGGUUCUUCUGCUUUAGUAAAGUGUGAAGUUAUAUUUAAUAGAGUACCCAGACAGAGGUAGGUGUGUGUGGGGUUGGGUUGGGGGGCAAGUCAAAUCCUGCAGAGUCUCAGAAGCACAAAGUUUAGGUUUCAUUCCCAACACAAUACAACAUCUAAAGUUCAUCUAAAAAGAACCGAGUAUCAACUCCUUGUCGUCGGGAUUCCUCUGAUAACUUCUGGUCUGAUGUCAUUGUCAUCGCAAUAAUCCUCAAAAUCAUAGUGAUGCACCCCAGCUGCUUAAAACAACACCAUCAUUUCUACAUAUAAGGUCAGGAUUCACUCACACUGCAUUAUUGACUGCAGUUAGUACACUUUUUUUUCCCCCUCUCUCCACCAUUUAUUAUACGUACGUUUCCUGGGGAGUUUCCGAGCGGUUUGAAGUGAAGUUAUGGCAUGUCACGAACACAGCGCUUGCUAGAAGGCACAAUCCUGUCUCACAGUCCAAAUUACUAGCUCUGUUUAAGCAGGAAACAUUCAGUGAUUCUUCCGUUCGGAAAUGACUACCUUCAGGUAGUAUGAGAGCAUCGUAACAUUAUUAAUACUCAAAGAUUAUGUGGAUGUUUGCACAUCCACUGUUCCCUUUAGGAGGCAGCUGAUUAGACAGGUUUCCGUUUGGAAAGCUAAUUACUAAGGUUAAGAUCUUUUAGUCAAAUUUGUAGGCUUGAUCACAUUUUUUCCUUUUACUGGAUUGUCAUGAAAGGCAAAACAUUUAAUUGACGAGUUAACUUGAGUAGACUGAUGAGAUUGUGCCAGCUCAUAAAGCGAAGUGCCUUGCACGGUAAGGUGAGACAAGCGAUGUCAUGCCCCCAUCGUGUUGUCUCUCUGGACCUCCAGACCUGAUGCCAAGUGGUGCACAGAAGUGCCACAGACCUGACGGGUAUGGAACUUGCCCCGCACCGACACUUGACUUGCCGAGUGAGUGAUGCCAUCCGUUGGCCAUUUGAGUGGCUCUUCCACAUGCCACUUCCACAUGCCACAUGCCACAUGGUGGUGUGCCAUUGACCCUGUUGGGUUUAUCUGCCACAUCGCACCAAAAAGCGCCCUGCUGCCUGUGCCUUAUUGGUGAUGUACUAUUUAACCCAUAGCUGGAACCCAGGCAGGUGCUACCACUCCGGGUCAGAGCGGACCUGGGAGUAAUGGUGAUUAAGGUGUAAACUCCACUUUCCCCAGUACUCAAGUCCUCCCGGACCUGAGACUCACCACCGGUUGCAGUUUAAAGUCAUACCCAGGACCAGGAGGUUGUGUCACUGGAAUAACAAGUGGCACAUUCCAGUUUGAAGUGUUUUCUUUCUAUUAUACUAGAAAAAAUUGCCAACACUAACAAUUUGUCGCUAUUAAAGAACAUACAGUAAAUAUAUCCACGCAUAGGUACAGUUAGUUUUGAGAAGCAUCCAAGAGUCAAGUUAGUUCCUGUUAUCAAUUACAUUAUAGCAGCUAUAAACGGUCAUUCCUUCACCAGCCCCUUUCUCUUUCUAUCUUGGAGUGAGACAGAAAACGCAUCUUAUCCUGUGAACAAGAAACCUAGUCAGAAAAUGAGCAUGUUAAUAUAAACGUCUAAGCGCUGUGGUAUGAAACCAAAAUACGAAACGUUAGACGAAUGUUCAGUCUGUCGUUUUAGCAUGGUGGUCACCAUUAAAAAUGAUCUCUUAAUUUUUUCUAUAUCUGUAUGUGUCAGAGGGCAGACAGCGUUUUCCUCCGAGUGUGUUCCUCAGCCUUGUACCACAGCACGGUUGAGUUCACAAAUCUGAUUGUUUGGUCAGAAGAUGUGCUUAUUUUUGUAUACCAGCACCACUUGGACAGUCGUUUGCAAUAAGUUGAGGUCACUGCGCCUGUUCAAAUACAUUGUUUCUAUAGUCACCGCUUUCCUCGGAGUGUGAUGGACACAGCCCCAUAGAGGCUUUGCACCGUCAUGUGACCCCUAUAGCAACGGUAACUAUGCCACCAUGACAGGAGGCAGCUUGUAGUGCUUCAUUCAGAUGAGUUAGUUGUUAUUGAUCAGUAUGGGAAGGUUUUGCAUCAUUUUUGGAUGUGCAGAUCGUUCUGAAUGAAACACAGACAUCAGAUUUUUUUUAAUUUACCCAAAGUAAUUCAUCAGGGGGAAAAAAACUAGAGAGGUUUCUAAACGUAGACGGGAAAAAAACAUUUAGUGGGACUCUGUGUUGAACGGA
Neoarius graeffei (lesser salmon catfish) is the source of this 6553-nucleotide messenger RNA. RefSeq names its product rho GTPase-activating protein SYDE1. Lineage: Eukaryota; Metazoa; Chordata; Actinopteri; Siluriformes; Ariidae. The record is from RefSeq and is a predicted model, not a curated record. Gene Ontology annotation, biological process: signal transduction.